Messenger RNA from Clavispora lusitaniae ATCC 42720, 657 nucleotides. RefSeq names its product proteasome core particle subunit beta 1 (gene PRE3). Gene Ontology annotation, cellular component: proteasome core complex. NCBI's taxonomy places the organism in Eukaryota, Fungi, Ascomycota, Pichiomycetes, Serinales, Metschnikowiaceae. The record is from RefSeq and is a predicted model, not a curated record. Gene Ontology annotation, molecular function: threonine-type endopeptidase activity.
AUGAACGGUAUUUCAGUCGACAUCAACCACUUGAAAAAGGGCGAAGUCUCGUUGGGCACGUCCAUCAUGGCCGUGAGAUUCAAGGACGGCGUGAUUCUCGGCGCCGACUCGCGCACAACCACAGGCACAUACAUUGCCAACCGAGUGUCGGAUAAAUUGACCCAGAUCCACGAUACCAUCUACUGCUGUCGGUCUGGGUCGGCGGCAGACACCCAGGCGGUGGCCGACAUUGUGAAAUACUACUUGCAGAUGUAUGCGGCGCAAUUGCCUGCGGGAGAGAAGCCCACGACCGAGGUGGCGGCGAACACUUUCCAAGAGCUCUGUUACCUGAACAAAGACAACUUGCUGGCGGGCAUCAUCUGUGCGGGCUACGACGCCAAGAGCGGCGGCGCGGUCUACUCGAUUCCAAUUGGUGGGUCCAUCCACAAGCAAGAGUACGCCAUUGCUGGAUCUGGGCUGACGUUCAUCUACGGUUGGUGUGACAAAAACUUCCGCCCGCAAAUGGAGAAGGACGAAUGUGUGAGCUUCAUCCGCAGCGCGCUUGCCGAGGCCAUCAAAUGGGACGGGCUGUCGGGCGGUGUUGUGCGUAUGGUCAUUUUGACCAAGGACGGCGUGGAGCGGAGAAUCUUGUACCCGGAGGACUACCAGGGGGCGUAA